AUGUGUGACUAUCUAUCUAUCUGUCUAUCUAUCUAUCUAUCUAUCUAUUUAUUUAUCUAUCUAUCCACUUCAUAUCUAUCUAUCUAUCUAUCUACCCAUCCUGUUCAUUAUCUAUCUAUCCUGUUCAUAUCUAUCUAUCUAUUCUAUUCAUAUCUAUCUAUCUAUCUUGUUCAUAUCUAUCUAUCUAUCUAUCUAUUCUAUUCUAUUCAUAUCUAUCUAUCUCUCUAUUCUAUACAUAUCUAUCUAUCUAUCUCUCUAUCUAUUCUAUUCAUAUCUAUCUAUCUCUCUAUUCUAUUCAUAUCUAUCUAUCUAUCUAUUCUAUUCAUAUCUAUCUAUGUAUCUAUCUAUCUAUCUAUCUAUCUAUCUAUCUAUACUGUUCAUAUCUAUCUAUCUAUCCUGUUCAUAUCUAUCUAUCUAUCCAUCUAUCUUCUUCAUAUCUACCUAUCUAUCUAUCUUUCUAUCCUGUUCAUAUCUAUCUAUCUACCUAUCUUUCUAUCUAAAUAUGUUCCUUUCUGUCUAUCUUUGUAUCUGUCAGUGGCAGAAAAAAAAACACUUCUCUUUUCUAUUCAUUCUUAUUUCAAUGCUAUAUAUCUAUGUAUCUAUCUAUCUAUCUAUCUAUCUGCAACCACGAAUGGAUAG
Messenger RNA from Acanthosepion pharaonis, 639 nucleotides. The record is from the annotation of a GenBank genome assembly. NCBI's taxonomy places the organism in Eukaryota, Metazoa, Mollusca, Cephalopoda, Sepiida, Sepiidae.